AUGGCCCAUCUUUCCUACUCGUUCGAGUCUGUUCCCUCCGCCGCGGUCAGGCGCAGGCUUUCAUCCAGCGUCUCCAACGACAAGAGGCCCCAUGUCCCCUCCACCUUUGCCAGUUUGACUGCAAGUCCACUUAGCCAUCUUCCCAUGUGGGCUGCUGUCGCUGGCGCAGUCAUUAACAAUAAUACCCAAUACGAGAUCGCAGUCUCCAUCCACGACUCGGUCUACAGCACCGAUUUCGCAUCCAUUGUGAUUCCAUUCAACGCGAACAACCCGGACAAAAAUGCCAAAGAAAUCGAGCAAUAUGUACUUCAAACUCUCCGCAAGUUCUCUGUUGGUCAUCUCUGCAAGUUUUUGGGAGCCGGUGUCACCUUGUCGCUCCUCAAGGAGUCCCCCAAUUUAUGCACUCGACUUUGGCUUGAUAUGGACAUUGUUCCAUAUGUUUUCAAUAUCAAACCUUUCCACACAGAUUCUUUGACCAGACCCAACAUCAAACACCGUGUUUCUUCAACGACUGGCUCGUAUGUACCAUCUGGAACCGAAACUCCUACUGUAUAUGUCGACUCUGCACACUUGACCGCUAUGUCUGGCCUUCAGGCAGGCGUAAGCGGACGUCUUCCAAUUCCACGCACUAUAGACGAGCAGGCUGAUUCGGCAGCCCGUAAAUGUCUAAUGCACUUUGGUCCUGGUAACAACCCCCGACUUACCAUCGGUCCUCGUAAUCAGGUCAUGGUAGAUGCUGGUGGAAAGGUCCAUCUGCUCGAUGAUCUUGACGAAUACAAGGCUACAGUCGGCAUUAGGACGUGGAACGCCGUUAUCAAGCUCGCUGAUGAACUACGGGAGAAGAAAGUCAAGAUUGGAUUUUUCUCUUCUACCCCACAAGGAGGUGGUGUCGCCCUCAUGCGCCACGCGUUGAUUAGAUUCUUGACGGCGCUUGACGUCGAUGCUGCUUGGUAUGUUCCAAACCCGUCGCCGAGUGUUUUCCGUACCACCAAGAACAACCACAACAUCCUCCAAGGAGUUGCUGCACCGGACCUUCGUCUCACACAAGAAGCUAAGGACGGUUUUGACGCCUGGAUAUUAAAAAACGGCUUGCGUUGGACAGCAGAAGGCGGUCCAUUAGCACCUGGAGGUGUUGAUAUUGCCUUCAUCGAUGAUCCACAAAUGCCUGGUCUUAUUCCUCUUAUCAAAAAAAUCCGACCUGAACUUCCUAUUGUUUAUCGUUCUCAUAUCGAAAUCCGAAGUGACUUGGUUCACGUACCAGGAUCUCCCCAGGAAGAGGUCUGGAAAUACUUGUGGAACAACAUUCAACUUGCGGAUCUUUUCAUCAGCCACCCGGUUAGCAAGUUCGUCCCCAGCGAUGUGCCCACCGAAAAGCUUGCACUACUCGGCGCUGCAACAGACUGGCUUGAUGGCCUCAACAAAGAACUCGACCCGUGGGAUUCUCAAUACUACAUGGGAGAAUUCAGAGCUCUCUGUGCAAAGGAGAAGAUGAACGAACUUCGCUGGCCAGAACGCGAUUACAUCGUACAAGUUGCUCGCUUUGAUCCAGCCAAGGGCAUCAACAACGUCAUCGACUCUUAUUACAAAUUCCGUAACCUUCUCAAAGAGAAAUCCCCUGAUCUGUCUGACGAAGAGCACCCUCAACUCUUGCUUUGUGGGCAUGGCGCGGUUGAUGAUCCUGACGCUAGCAUUAUCUACGAUCAAGUCAUGCAGCAAGUCAAUUCCGAGCCAUACAACAAGUAUGUUAAGGACAUUGUUGUCAUGAGGCUCCCUCCGAGCGAUCAAUUGUUGAAUGCUUUGAUGGCCAACUCUAGAAUUGCUUUGCAAUUGUCAACUCGCGAAGGGUUCGAGGUGAAGGUUUCCGAAGCUCUUCACGCUGGAAAGCCCGUCAUUGCCUGUCGCACCGGUGGCAUUCCUCUCCAAAUUGAAGAUGGCAAAUCUGGUUAUCUGACUACCCCCGGCGAUAACGAUGCUGUCGCUGGUCACCUCUACGACCUUUACACCGACGUGGAGAAAUACAGGGAAAUGAGCCAGUACGCGAAAACUCACGUGUCUGACGAGGUGUCGACUGUUGGUAAUGCAGCUGCGUGGUUGUACCUUGCCGUGAUGUACAACCGUGGUAUCAAGAUCAAACCCAACGGCGCUUGGUUGAAUGAUAUGUUACGCGCGGAGACAGGAGAAGAAUACGUCGAAGGCGAGCCCCGACUGCCUCGCGGUGGUCUAAACAUGCAGGGAUGA
This is a messenger RNA of Psilocybe cubensis, 2238 nucleotides long. RefSeq lists its product as uncharacterized. The record is from RefSeq and is a predicted model, not a curated record. The transcript is spliced from 13 exons. NCBI's taxonomy places the organism in Eukaryota, Fungi, Basidiomycota, Agaricomycetes, Agaricales, Agrocybaceae. Gene Ontology annotation, molecular function: glycosyltransferase activity. The coding region runs from base 1 to 2238 and encodes 745 amino acids.